GAUGCCUCGUGCUCCAUAACCAACACCCACACACCGUGCUAGCCAGUCUACUCUAGAGCCCCCCACAAGGCACCACCACACACAGCACACACACACACACUCGCUUGGGGCUCGCUUCGCUCGUUGCCACCGCCCCUUUCCCCUCGUGGCCUCGUCGGACCGGACGGAAGAGCGCCCUCCCCACCGCCGCAGCAGCAGGAGGAGGAGGAGGAGCGGAGGAGCAUGCGGGCGGGUUUUCACCGCGGCCUGAGAAGGAGAAGGAGGACCUGCGCCGCGCCCGCGCGCAUCGCGACGAGCCGCUCCCCGCUGGCACCCACGCCAAAAGGCGAAGAUUCUCGGCCGAGCCCCCGUCCCCUCCACCACUCCCCGUUGUAGCCGGUAGGAGGAGGUAGCCACCCCAGAUCUGCUCGCCUCCGCUCCGCGCCCGCCCGUUGGCUCCCCUUCUAGAUUCGCCCCAACCGCCGCUAUGCGGUUGCCGUUGCCGCCGCCGCUGCUGUGACUGGGCUCUUCUGCUCUGAGGAGAGGGAGGGAAUAAAAAGCGGUUCUUGCGGGCGGCAGGCAGCCGGCUGCCCCCCGGUCGGUCGGGUCGCCAUGGGGUGCGGCCAGUCCAAGAUGGAGGAGGAGUACGCCGUGCGCCACUGCCGGGAGCGCUCCGAGCUCCUGGCGCUGGCCAUCCGCCAGCGCUACAUGCUCGCCGACGCGCACCACGCCUACGCCGAGUCGCUGCGCUCCGUCGGCGCCCUGCUGCACGACUUCCUCCGCGGGGUCCAGUCGCUGCCGCCGCCGCCGCCCGAGCCCGCGCUCCGCCUCCCGCAGCAGCGGAAGGGCGACGGCCUCCCCGCCGCGUCGCCGCCGCCCGCAAUCGCGUCCUCCUCCUCCACCGCCGGGGCGCCUGUCGCCAAGCAGGUCCGCAUCGCCCCCGACGACGGCCAUAUCCACUUCUCCGACGACGACUCCGAUUCCGAGGGCGGGCACAUCAAGUUCCACGACGACGAGGAGCCCGACCCGGCUCGCCGCCGCCCGGAGGUCGUCCGCUCCGCCGGGGAGCCUGGUCCACCGCCGCCGGAGAUGGGACCACCGCCCUAUGCCUCCGGGUAUGCUCCGCCGCCGUAUGGCCCUGGAUAUGGCUACGGGUACGCCAAUGGGCCUGGUCCGGGUCCGGGUCCUGGUCCUGAUUAUGGGGGUAUUGGCAUGAACGGCGGCGCUGGCGCUUAUGAACCAGGCUAUGGUGUCAUGGGCAGCGGCGGCGGUUACGGCCAAAGCUUUGGUGGUGGCCCUGGCUAUGCUGACCAGGGCUACGGUGGCAUGGGCAGUGGUGGCGGCGCUGGCGGCUAUGACCAAAGCUAUGGUGGCAUAGGUGGAUAUGGCCAGAGCUUCUUUAACAUCAACUACGCCCGCAGUCAGCCACCUCCACCGUCAGUCUCGCACGAGCACCGCCUGCAGGCCACUAACGCCAGGGUCCACUACUAUUCCGGCAAUGGCGAGCAGCAGCCACCCCCGCGUGGCUACGGUGGUGGGUACUACCCACCGCAGAGCUCGAGCUCAUACAAUCAGUAUGCCUACGGUGGUUACUAUGGAGGUGGUUCUGCUCCUGCACCACCAGCAGACAUCCCUUCCUCCUCCCGGGAGCCAGCCGCACCACCACCACCUCCAUCUCCGCCCAGGGUGUCCACCUGGGACUUCCUGAACCCGUUUGAAACUUAUGAGAGCUACUACGAGCAACCAACUGCUACAGCAGCUCCAUACUCUCCCAGCAGGAGUUCAAAGGAUGUGCGCGAGGAAGAAGGGAUUCCAGACUUGGAGGACGAAGACAUGGAGGUAGUCAAGGAAGCUUAUGGUGAUGAGAAGCACCCUGUGAAGGGUUACAUGGGGAACGGGAAGGCGGCCAAGGAAGAGGGUAGGAGCAGUACGGGAGAUGAACUGCCCCGCAAGUCCAAGGCGUCUGAGGCCAGCAGUAGUGGGAGCAGCUUGGAGCAUGACGUGCAUGUAGUGGAGAAGAGUGUUGUCGGUGAACAAGUUCAACACUCAGAAUCACGGCAGCAUGUUGCCGGUUUACCACCCACAGGAUCAGAGAAGAUAUACAUUGAUGACGCUGAGGUGGUGGUGGAGAUCAAGACUCAAUUCGACCGUGCCUCUCAAUCAGCCGGUGAGGUAUCCAAGAUGCUUGAGGUUGGAAAGAUGCCUUACUACCAGAAGAGUUCAGGUUUCAAAGUCUCAAUGAUGGUUUGUGGUAUACCGACAAUGGAGGAGGAGUUUCUGCGUUUUGAAGAGGACAAGGCGAUGGGAUCUGGCAACCUCUCCUCAACACUACAGAAGUUGUACAUGUGGGAGAAGAAGCUUCUUGAGGAAGUUAAGACUGAGGAGAGGAUGCGGGUACUGUAUGACAGAAAACGUGAGGAGCUGAAAAUGUUAGAUGAGAAAGGUGCAGAAGCUCAUAAGCUUGAGGCCACUGAACUUUACAUCAGGAAGCUAUCAACUAAGAUUAGCAUAGCUAUCCAGGUUGUAAACACUAUUUCAGAAAAGAUUAGUAAGUUGAGGGAUGAAGAGUUGUGGCCACAAACAUGUGAGCUGAUUCAAGGGUUGAUGAAGAUGUGGAGCGUUAUGCUAGAAUGUCAUCAGAUACAAUUGCAUGCCAUAUCCCAAGCUAAAAACAUAGACUCCAUGAUAGACACUGCAAAGUUUGGUGAGAAACAUAUGGACUUGAUCAAGCAGUUAGAGCUUCAGCUAUUGGAUUGGAUUGCUUGUUUUGUUGCAUGGGUUAGCGCUCAAAAGAGUUAUGUUAAAACUUUAAAUCAGUGGCUGAGAAAUGGUGUUAUCUACGUUCCUGAGGAAACUGAGGAUGGGGCGCCUCCUUUUUCUCCUGGAAGAUUAGGAGGGCCACCGAUUUUCGUCAUAUGUAAUAAUUGGGCUGCCAGUGUGGACAGGAUAUCUGAGAAAGAAGUAGUCGAGGCAAUGCAGGCCUUUGCAUCCAACAUACUGAACCUCUGGGAGAGGCACAGGUCAGAGCAAAAACAGGGUCUGAUGGCGAAUAAAGGUAUGGACAGGGAUCUUAGGGUGAUGGAAAGAGAUGAACAAUCAAUGCGCAAGGCUCUGGAAGAACAAAAUAAGAAGCUUGUGCUCAUUUCAAACCAGGGCAGUGUAUCCUUGUCUGCACAAGUGUUACAUGAGCGAGGCCCUGGUGCUGAAGUUGGCAGUUUACAAACAAGUCUGAGAAAUAUUUUUGAAGCAAUGGAGAACUUCACUUCUGCAUCUGCAAAUACAUACAAGGAGCUACAUCUUCGCGCCGAAGAAGAGAAAGCCCGAGUUGCACAGGAGAGUGGCAGUGUUUCCUAGUUCCUACUAAUGCUUACAUGAGGACAUGAGCAUUUGUCAAUGCAAAGGGACUGGCGCCAGUGGUUCCUAGGGUACAGUGGCACAACCCUAGUGGCAGCUGAUGCACCUUGCUCGCAGGCGCCCCAAGAUUUUGGGUUUCAGGCUCUGGUGUAAAGGCCUGUGGUACUUGGUGAAGUUAACAGGUUGCGACAUGAGGAUCUUAUUGAUCUGUACAUGAAUUGGGCAACACACUACACCCUUUGAUCUGGAGGACCAGCCAUUCUCCUCAAGCCGUAAUUGGGAAGCACAGUUAUGAAAAUAGGUAAUCACCAAACAUAUUCUGGUAAUUGGGAGACCCCUGAAGCGACAGAGUGAAGAGACCCCUGAAGCGACAGAGUGAAGAGGCAGGCCCUUGUGGAUCUGAGAAGGUCAAUUACAGUCUCUAGUUGACUGGGAAAUCCCAGAAGAUAGUUGGAAGAUGUAAGCUGCAUGGUCAUAAAAAAUCCAAGAUUCAUGGAACGCUCCACAUCCCAUGUCAACAUACACAGAAGAGACCAGGCUAUCAGAUUUAUCAAAAGGUGUUCCAUGACCGCAGCAUUUUGGCAUUGUCAAUGUACAUUGUACAGAGAGGUGAUGCGGGAUGAAUCGAGCUGGAGCCUUUUGUGUCCGCUGCCGAGAGCCCCAGACAGACAUGUUGCUUUGAGCUUCCUGUGCAGUGUUUGGACUGCGGCUUCGCCGUGCAACCGCACCGGAAGUACUCUUGUAGGGUUUUUACCAGAGAUUGAUGAGCUUGUAGGGUAGAGACGCCCUGACCCGUUCUGCAGAUCAGCUAACCAACCGCUCCGGCCAUCGUCGACUUUUUUGUUUUUGGUUUUGUUUAUUUAUUAUACAUAUUAUUAAUUCAUUUGUAGCACCACCCCGUGUACAGCUGCUGGCUAACUUAUUAAAACCUGCUGUGCCAUAUUUUAUUCA
Sorghum bicolor (sorghum) is the source of this 4284-nucleotide messenger RNA. RefSeq lists its product as uncharacterized. The coding region runs from base 592 to 3333 and encodes 913 amino acids. The transcript has 4 exons. The record is from RefSeq and is a predicted model, not a curated record. Lineage: Eukaryota; Viridiplantae; Streptophyta; Magnoliopsida; Poales; Poaceae.